AUGUCUGUGUAUGAACAGUUUGCCUUGUUUGGCGUAGACAGUUUCGGACUUGAGCGCUUCCUCCGCUUCGUCCAAGCCGCCUGCCAAAUCGCGGCCAACACCGCCCUCACAAUAUCCCUCACCCCCAUCCCCGUCGCCGAGCUCCUAACCCUCGGCGCAACGGUAAACCUCACCCGCCGCUUCAUCCGGCUCUGGCGCUUCCUCGACUGCUUCUCCACCGCCCAAGCUCUCUACAAUGCAGGCGCAGGAGGAUCGACUCCGACUCUGGAGCUCUGGCUGGACAUUCUGCGCAUGAGCCUCCUGGGCAUGUAUGGCUUACUCGAAUCCAUCACGAUACCCGACCUGGCGGGCGUCACGGGGUUCGGUCCGCAGAUGACAAAGGCGAUCAACCUCGAAGCGCAAAGAUUCUGGUUCAUGGCUCUCGUGUGCGGGAUCCUGGCCGGUAUCUCGAGACUGGCCAGUCUCUACGCCUUCGCGCCGGUUCCUCCCAGCGGCGAGGUUUACGGACUGGUUGAGGAUGAGAAGAGCGGUGCGAAGCAGGAGAAGGACGAGGUGAAGAGGAAGAAGGAAGAGGCGGAGAAGGAGAAGGCGCGGACGGCUGCGAAGAAGAACGCGCUUGUGAGGAAAUUGGCGGUGGAUACGCUGGAUCUGUGUCUUCCGACUGCGGCGCUGCGAUGGGCUGUUCUUGAUCCUGCUGUGGUUGGUUGGGCUAUGCUGGUGUCUACGCUGUUGUCGGGGUACGACGUGUGGUUGAGGUGUGGUGUCCAGCUCCGGAAGGCUAAGGCUACCAAAGUUUGA
Messenger RNA from Scedosporium apiospermum, 798 nucleotides. RefSeq lists its product as uncharacterized. Gene Ontology annotation, cellular component: peroxisomal membrane. The transcript has 2 exons. The record is from RefSeq and is a predicted model, not a curated record. NCBI's taxonomy places the organism in Eukaryota, Fungi, Ascomycota, Sordariomycetes, Microascales, Microascaceae. The coding region runs from base 1 to 798 and encodes 265 amino acids. Gene Ontology annotation, biological process: regulation of peroxisome size; peroxisome fission.